UUAGAGGCGUGGCCUAGUAUGAAAAAAUUGCGGCACAUAUUGUCCCUCUGUAUUUUUUUAGAGUUGGGAGGUCUGCCUUUAACAUGUGGACUGUUGAGGGCACAGCACAGUUUUGUGUUCUGUGUGCUGAGUUUGUGUCAGACUGAACUGCACUCAGCUUCUAGGACAUUGUUUGGGACUACUGGACCAGAGUUGUCCUACCGUGUACUUCAGAGACACGACGCUGCAAGCUUGAGCCCUGGCAUAUAAACAGUGCACCAUGAACUCUCCACCAGCAGAUGGCAGUGUGGUACACACCGGGCAGGAAAUGUCGUGCGCUUCCGCCCCUUCCUCGUAUGUUUAGUUUAUGAGGGAAUGGGUUUUAAUAACAUAUCUAGAAGACAGUCCUAAUAAUUAUCUGAGGGAGCGAACAUGUUCCCCGCACUGCAGGCAUGUCCUCGGCAUCUGCUGGUGUGUGAGAAGUCCAGCUUCCUGCAAGAGAAGUCCCGGCACAGCACGCACGUGGAGACGCAUUACUACAACUGCAGCGUAUCUGUUUUGUUACCCGAAUGCGGUCUUCUCCCAUUAAAAAUAAAGCACAUCAUUGAUGGUCUGGGAAGCUAUUAUUUGGUGAAGAACCUGCCCCUGCAUGAAUUUCUAACACAGGAAUUUAACGACACAUACAUAAAGAAAGGUUUGUUUUAUGCACUUUCAUAUAACACAAGAAUUGACCAAGAUAACGUUGCUGCUGUGCUUCCGUCAGGAAAACUGAUUGUAUCCGUAAAUAAAGACACCUAUGAAGAGCUGGGUCUGCAGGGCAAGCCCUCCCUAUAUUCAGGGAAAAAUGCCAUGCGAUAUAUUGUUACAAUUGAUCUGACAGACAGUGCAAUGUCACCUGAUAGCAAGAAGUUCCAGCGUGUGAGGUGGGCCUUGACUGAGAAAAAACCUCUGGCUUUUGAUUUUCUACUUGCUUGGGAUAAUCCAGAAGGACCAUCCAUAAUAUCUUAUUUUGCAAAAUAUGUUGUUAAGGAGUGUCCUUUCAAGAUAACUUCUCAUGUUUCAAGGGAUCUACAGUGUCCUGUGUUGAAGAGUGGAGAGCUGCUUGGUAAAGAAGAGGAGUCAUGCAGCGCAACUGAGUUUUUUGAAUGGCUUGGCGCCAUCAGCAAUGAUAUUGACUGUGACAAUAUGUCUUCUAGCUUCAUAUCAAGUUUUUGUUGCCCAGAGCCUAGCCUUUCAAUUGGACAAGCACAUUUAUGUACAAUUGCUGGCUUUAUAACACCAUCGAAAAUCCAGCAGUUGAUGGAGCAUCUACGUGAAUAUUUCAAUGAACCAAAGUUGAGUCAGUGGGUUUCACUUAUGGUACAUGGUUUUGCAGAUAGUCCUGUUUCUUGGAAAGAAAGCGAACAUGGCUUCUUUAAAGGCGGCGAACAUCUGUACAGCUUUGUCAUCUUUAAUAAUGAGGACUAUUGGCUGCAAAUGGCUGUUGGAGCACAUGAUGGCUGCCCACCCUAAUAUGGAUCGGAAUUAUUUAUUUCCAAUGCAAUAGGUUUACAUAUUACUAAAUGGUUUAUUUACAAAGGAGCAUAUAUGUAUGUUCAUUUUAUUGUAAGUUCUUGGGGCACAGAUUGUGUCUGAUCCUGAAAAUAAAGGGAACUUUUUUUUUAAAUGACCUGUGUUACCUUUUAUAGGUUUGAGCAAAUCGAGCUUCGUAUCAGAGAUCCGAAGUCGAUUAGUUCAAACACUUCGGUUUUAAUGCUGUCUGAGACCUGUCUGCCUGUACAGCAUUAAAUUGUAUUGCCUUUGUGUAGGCAAAAUUUGUUUCAUUUGAAGUUGCGCGAGACUUCAGUGAAUGAAUUCAGUAUUUAUUUCUGCAUCUUUAAAAACAUUUAAAAUGAGUAAUCCAAAGUGGGGUUUGGUACCGAGGUACCAGCCGGUACCAAACCGGACUUCGUAUUCCUAGUUUUAAAUGUUUUUAAAGAUGCAGAAAUAAAUACCAAAUUCAUUCACCGAAGUCGCACGCGACUUCAAAUGAAACCGUUUGCCUCCAUGUAGCCAAUACAUUUUAAUGCUGUAUAUAGACAGCAUUAAAAUGAAAGCGUUUGACCGAAUCAACUUCGGAUCAAUGAUCCAAAGCUCAAUUUGCUUAACACUAUUACCAUGUGAUUACCUAAAGAAUAUUGUUAAAUCUAGAGAUCUGCUGUCAUUGGGCUGUAUAAGAGAGAAUCAAGCAUUCUAAAAAAAAUUUUUUUAAAAAGUUGGCUGUGAAUCUUCUAC
Bufo bufo (common toad) is the source of this 2253-nucleotide messenger RNA. It is a transcript of the gene RPP40, whose product is annotated as ribonuclease P/MRP subunit p40. The transcript is spliced from 8 exons. The coding region runs from base 412 to 1491 and encodes 359 amino acids. Gene Ontology annotation, cellular component: ribonuclease MRP complex; multimeric ribonuclease P complex. Gene Ontology annotation, biological process: endonucleolytic cleavage in ITS1 to separate SSU-rRNA from 5.8S rRNA and LSU-rRNA from tricistronic rRNA transcript (SSU-rRNA, 5.8S rRNA, LSU-rRNA); tRNA 3'-end processing; tRNA 5'-leader removal. NCBI's taxonomy places the organism in Eukaryota, Metazoa, Chordata, Amphibia, Anura, Bufonidae. The record is from RefSeq and is a predicted model, not a curated record. Gene Ontology annotation, molecular function: ribonuclease MRP activity; ribonuclease P activity.